Molecule: messenger RNA, 231 nt
Organism: Haemonchus placei
Lineage: Eukaryota; Metazoa; Nematoda; Chromadorea; Rhabditida; Trichostrongylidae
Source: the annotation of a GenBank genome assembly
AUGCUACUCACCGAAAGGCUAAAAUGUGUUAAAUUAUGUACGAUUUUAAUAACACUAGAGGAUAUCCAGAAUCUGAACGACGUCACUGGUGACGCUCCGAGAAGACGUAUGCUUGAGCGAAUCGAGAAGUCUAAGCAAAUUUUGAAAAAGUACUGUGUGCACUACGGAUCUCCUUCACUGAGUUCUCUCUCACUGAAGGAUCUCCAGCCUGUUAGUGACGAAGCUACGUAG